Molecule: messenger RNA, 489 nt
Organism: Triticum turgidum subsp. durum (durum wheat)
Lineage: Eukaryota; Viridiplantae; Streptophyta; Magnoliopsida; Poales; Poaceae
Source: the annotation of a GenBank genome assembly
AUGUUCGAGUUCCUAAACUGCAUCCGGAUGCACCAAGACAAGAAUGGCAAAAACAGUGAACUGAAGUAUGACGCCCAAUGUGGCAUGAGCAAAGGUGUGUUCGAAUGGCAAUGCCGUCAGUUUGAGAAGGUAUCUAGUCGAACACCUGAGUUGAUGCGCAAGAUGAGGGCCAAUGCACAGAAGAUGCGUGUCCACUUCAAGGACACUGAAGAUCUCAAAACGUGGGAUGCUUAUGAAAGAAAUGUUCUCUAUGCAUGUGAACAUUACCUCAAAACCUCUCUUGCAACACCUGCAGUUACCCCGAAUUCUGUUUUGUAUGAGGAUUUAAUGAAGAGAAAAGCAUAUUCGAAGACUCGUAGUGGGCUGCUAUCGAUGGGACUGAACAAGUUCAAAUACUGUACAAGGAGCUUAAGGCUAGUCGCUGCGGGUGCUGCUAUUGGACUUGCUGUUGGACUUGGCGUUGGCUGGAAGCAACAGAAGAUUAAGUAG